AUGUACAGGCUAGCCAACGGGAAAGUCCUCCUUCGUGUGAUUCUUUUCCUGGCCUGUACACAUAUAACCAUUAUCGUAAGUUCCCAGGGAUGCUACAGUAGAAGCAGCCGUAUCGGCACCAGGUUAACCAAGGUGUCCUUCCCCAAUGGAGUGAACCUAUGGAGACGGCCAUAUUACUUUGUAAAGCAGAAGAGAUGUCCAAAAAAUUGCAUAAAAAAGAUAAUCAACAAAUUGCACGAGUCAAACACGCAGAGACCAGAAAGGAAGUUGGAUUGUUCCGAAUUAAACAUAAGAAAUGAUAAGAAAUUUGAAAAAUAUGCAAGAAAACCAGCAAGUCCAAUGUCCAACCUGUUUUAUUUUUCUCCUUUUAAAAAUAUCAUAAGCAGUUUUGAACCCGUUGACAUGGACAUCAAAAGGAAGUUAAGGGAAGAAGGAUUUCAAUAUGAAAAUGAAAAAUCCGAUUCGAAUAUUUUCCCAUCCCUAGAUGAAAUAAUAAGAGACGGAGAUCCCUCCACCAAUAUGCAUUUUUACAGAAGGAAAAAGUUAAAGAGCCCACUUUAUAGGGACCCUAACCGAUUUGUUAACGCUAGAAAGUUCAUCGAGAAUUACAAUAAAAGGGCUCCACCAGAUAAGCAGAUAAAUUAUGACUUGUUCAAGUGCGACAUGUUUUACGUGCACUCGGAUGGAACUAUAAUGAAUAUCGAGGAGAACAGACCCCCUUACGACAAGAAGCUAGAGGAGAGCGAGCGAGAUAAGGAACCCAGAUUCGUCAUCAUGGCAGCGCCCGGACAUGCCAAGGAACGUAACUUAAAGGUUGGCGACAAAUUCCCGAUCAUCAACGAAGAGCAGAAGAAGCUCCUGUUCGACAACCACUUCGCAAAGCCCAAAAAAAUUAGGGACCCUCUGGUCCUCCCGGAUGGACGCAAAAUUCCCUAA
This is a messenger RNA of Plasmodium inui San Antonio 1, 936 nucleotides long. RefSeq lists its product as hypothetical. Lineage: Eukaryota; Apicomplexa; Aconoidasida; Haemosporida; Plasmodiidae. The transcript has 4 exons. Bases 1 to 936 code for a protein of 311 amino acids. The record is from RefSeq and is a predicted model, not a curated record.